AUGGAUACACAGACACAAUACAAAAUAUUUAUCGAAAAUCUUCGAAGUAAAGAACUAAGAUUACAGGCCCUAAACGAUUUGAAGAAUCUUUUAAAUUUCACGUCACCCACUGAUGCUAUGCCUGUAAUUAAAAAUGUAGGCAUUAAUGAAAUUUUUAAAUGCCUUAAUGAUUCUGACAGAAGUCAUGUUGAUUUAAGUUGUGAGCUACUAAAAACAUGUUUUAAUAUGUUUGAACCAGAGGAAGUUGUAAGGAACUAUAUAACAUACAUUAUGUAUUUAUUAAGACAUGAAAAUCCUUGUGUUCGUCAGCUUGCUAUAGAUGUUAUCUACAAAGUAUUUACUUCAAGUCCAGGUACAUUCUCAUUUCCGCAACAUAUAGAUGUGUUUGUGGCAAUUUCCCAGAUGGCUGGAGACCAAGAUGUUGGUAUUGCUAAUAAGGCAGUAUUGAUUACAUCUAAUUUACCACAGGACACUUAUUCAAAGGUACUAGACGAAAUGAAGAUUAUAUUGGAAUAUAAUAGCAGCUGUAAAUGUAAUGCUUUUGAGAUCAUUGUCAAUAUUUCCAAAAAGUCUAAUGAGUUAUUUGAAGUCUGUAAAGAUCAUGGAUACAUAGAUUUUAUGGUUUCCGAACUUGAAACAGAAGAUAUCCUUUAUCAAUUGAAUAUCCUAGAAUUACUAUCACAACUGACAAUUGUACCUUAUGGUAUUUCCUAUUUGAUAAAGAAUGGGUUAUUUAAAAAGAUGGUGCAAAAACUGCAAGACCUUGAGAAUAAUCCUCUAAAAGCACUUUUAAUAACAGGUUACAUAAAAUUCUUUGGAACAGUUACCUAUCAUUAUUCAAAGGAAGUUAUACAUGAAUAUCCAAUGUUGAUAGAGUUUUUGCUCAAGUCAUUUGAUGAAGUGGAACAGACAAUAUUUCCUGUUGUGUUGGACACCCUUGGAGUAAUUGGUAGUACUAUUGAAGGAAAACUGUCCAUGGCGGCAUUUGGUAGUAAAUAUACUCUAGCUGUUGAGAAAAUCGGCGAGUUAAUAAGAAAUAGCGGGACAGAUAUUAAAACUCGGGCGCUAUAUUGUUUCGCCAAUUUAAUAGAUAUCGAGCGGGACCUGAAAAAAUGUCCCGCAGACCCCAGAGUGACAUUAAUGACACGCGAAUGGUUUAGAAGUUUAAGCAAACAGCCGUCAUCUGUGGAAGUGCUGUUUGGGCUUUGCAAGAAUCCGUUCCCAGAUAUCCAAUUUGCUGCGUUUACAUUGUUGGAUGCAGUUUGCCAACAUCAUUGGGGCGAAGAGUUGGUAGCUAACUGUGCAGGUUUUAUAGAAUUUCUGCUUGAUCGCAACGUGGAUUUGAUAAAGCAGUUAAAGGAAGUAAAAUAUGAUGUAAUAAAGCGAUUAUCGAUGUCCACGGCAUUUGAUGCUAACAUUAUUAUGAGACUGCAAACUUAUGUAGAACAAGGGCCAUUCUAUUCGGAAAGCCAAUUGCAAGUGGCCGUAGAAGAAGGAGAGUAA
Pieris macdunnoughi is the source of this 1503-nucleotide messenger RNA. NCBI's taxonomy places the organism in Eukaryota, Metazoa, Arthropoda, Insecta, Lepidoptera, Pieridae. The record is from the annotation of a GenBank genome assembly.